This is a messenger RNA of Paramecium sonneborni, 990 nucleotides long. Lineage: Eukaryota; Ciliophora; Oligohymenophorea; Peniculida; Parameciidae. The record is from the annotation of a GenBank genome assembly.
CAUUGAAUGAAACAGAUCAAAUUCUUAAUAGAGUGAAUUAAGCAGAUUUUUUAGCGUCUUUAUUUUCAACCAAAGCCUGAAAAUGUAACAAGCGCAGAAUUAUUAAAUUUCAUGAAUUGAAAAUAGAUCAUUUGGAAAAUAAAUCUAAAGGAUAAGAUUUAUUGGUAUCGCAAGAUUAGGCAUAAAAAAUACUUAUCGAUUGUUUUUUCACAUAAAUUAUCCAGCUUUCAAUAAAUAAAAGCGUCUUUAAGGUAUUAAAUUCAAGCAUUAUAUUCCAUGUUCCGAGAAUUUUUACUAAAUUUGUUUUUUCAUAUAGUAAUUGUGUUAGAUGAUGAUAUUCUAACACUAAAAUACAAAAUCCUUCCAUUAAAUAUCCUGUAUUAGGUGUAAUCCCUAUAAGCUUCUCUUAUGAUUUUAUCUAUAUUUACGAUAAUGUCAAAAAAUAGAGUAACAGCAAGGCAUUUAUCAUUUCUUUUCUUAAAAAUAUGUAUCAUCAGUAUAAAAAAUACAAUAUAAUACAAUUCAUUAUAGAAUAUUAUUUAGAUGUGGAAUAGGUAAAAUUUUAAUGAUUUUAAAAUUCAAUUGAAUACAAGUAUGAAAUUGUUAAUAAAUUUCAUGUCGAUUUUAAAUCCUAUAUUACCUCCAUAACAAUUUAGAGAUAAAUUUCUUGCAAUUGCUAGGAAAAUAGGAAAGUUAUUAAAAAUAUUAUUGUAUUUAAUUCAUUUUCUGGCUUAUGAUUUAGAAAUUGAAAUUAAUUAUUUAAAGAUUUUUUGGGCAGCCCUUAUUCCAAUUAUAUAAAUAACAAUAAUUUUUGCUCAUAUUUUAAUAAACAGGAUUAUUAAAAACUUUAAUGUUAAAAUAGUAUUUAUAUAGGCUUAUUGUAUCUUUUUAAUGUGUUAAUCUAAACCAAAUAUUAUGUAAAAAGUAAUAGUGAUUUUUGUUUUUUAGAUUAAUAGUUGUUAUUUCAAGAAGAAAAAUUGUAAAAAUUGA